Messenger RNA from Mugil cephalus (flathead mullet), 1450 nucleotides. RefSeq names its product cyclin D-type binding-protein 1 (gene ccndbp1). The transcript is spliced from 11 exons. The coding region runs from base 103 to 1137 and encodes 344 amino acids. Gene Ontology annotation, cellular component: nucleus. The record is from RefSeq and is a predicted model, not a curated record. Gene Ontology annotation, biological process: regulation of cell cycle. NCBI's taxonomy places the organism in Eukaryota, Metazoa, Chordata, Actinopteri, Mugiliformes, Mugilidae.
UUAUUAUUGUCCCCGGGGCAACAACACAGAGAGCACCUCUGCAGUUCCACAACACGCGUGUAGUGCCACUUGGGCUAAAAGCUGUCAGCAAACAUCAGUGACAUGAGUGCCGACAAUUGUAGUGGGGAUGUGACCGUGUCUUUGCAGAAUCUAUUGAACUCCCUCCAGUGCAUCAGAGAUCGAGUCAGAGAUGGAGAAUCAAAUGAGUCCGAUGGGGCGUUCAACCUCUCAAACUUCUGGGACACUCUGAACCAGGCAGUGAAGCCAGUGUCUCAGGAAGCCACCAAACUCAGCCUGGCCUUCUCCAAACCACCUCUGCCUUCACAACAGGAUACAGAGAAGUUGUCGGAGUCCAUGAUGAAGAGCAUCCUCACUCUGUCUACAGUGUAUUACUGGCUACCUAAGAGCCAAGGGAUGAGUCUUCGCCGGCAGGUCAGAAAUGCUACAGUGGAGGUGCUGGAGGAAGUCUGUCAGUUGGUGGAGGUUAUCCUGAACUCGCCGCUACAAAGUCUGAGCCAGGAACAGCUGACGUCCACAGGAGGCGUGUGGUCAGCCUGCGAACGGUUCGCCCAGCUGCCUCGAGAUAAUAAGGCAGCGGUCCUGGUGGUUCUGUCCUCUCAGACCGGUGUUGUAAAAGACGCUUUAGAGGAAAUAGAGCAGGCGCUGUCCGAGGCCCAGGAUCCGUUCAACGACGUGCUGGACGACGACCUGGACGGGGACGAUCCUCGGGGCAACCAGGACACGUACUGGUCGGAGAGGGACCGGGAGGUCAUCGGCCCGUGCCAGGGCCUCAUGAAAGCGUCCGCGGCGUGUCUCAGGAAGAUGACGUCCGCCGUCAAAGCCAACGGGGACGUCGGCACGCCUCAGAACGUGGCCCAGCUCGACGACUUGGCCGACAUCACGAAGGAAAUCAGCCCCGGUGUUGACGAUCUAGCCCUCUGCCUCUACCCGCCUAUGGACUACAGCGGCGUAGAAAACAACGUGUCUAAACUGGCCGUGCUCCUGAAGAAGGUUCUGGAGAUCGUCAGGUCCAGCCACGUGUGCGGAGAGUCGGAGUUGGCCUGGGUCCAGUUCUUAGACGGAGCCGUCGGACACAACCUGCAGAAAGCCAAAGAGCUGAUUGAGCAGGGCAGCUAGCCUCCGGAGCGGCGCAUCUGCUGUCUGGCUUUGUUUUCUUUUCUUUCUUUUUUUUUUUAUGUGGAAUGAAUGGCUGCAGCGUGGACAUACAUGUGUGUGAACUAUGUAUAUAAAAAUUAAGACACAUUGAACAAAUAAUUAGAGGCAGGUCUCGUGUCCUUCAGCGCGCUGCACCGCUGGAGGAAGCGUAGUAAUGUCAGUGGAAUGUCAUUAACGUCCAAUAACAACAACCGGCCGCCUGCUCUCCAAACACACGACACCUGCUACAGUGUUGCUACAUAGACAGUUGGUUUAUUAAAAUACUGAAAUAACA